AUGUCGUCGUUAACGGCACAAGUUGUGGUUUUGAAAGAGGAAGAGGAGGAACACUUCUCAGAUUCUCGGAUCGUUGAAUCAUCAUCUACCACUCUUGUGGGAGAAGUUACAGAUGAAAAGAAACAAUCCGAGGAUCCUUUGGAAUUGUUGAUAUUUGAAAAAGUACAAACUCACGGAGAUUGUAAGCGAGGAUUUACCUAUUCCUUACUCAAGGAAGAGGAGAAUGAUUUCAAAGCAGCGGAAGUGGCUCGCAAGAUCAGAAUGGUGUCUUUGGACUUGCCGAGUUCCGAAAUGAGCAACAAACCCUCUCGAGGAAAAUGGCAAUUGGAUGUUUACAAAUUACCAUGGUCUGAAAAACAAGUGCCCCAACGAAAAUUAUAUGAUCCUGAAUAUCAAAUAUCAUUUCCACUAGCUCCUGUAAAUAUGUCAUCAUGCUGUUCUGAACUAUUGUCUCCACAAAAUAUCCUUAAAAUUGAAUCAAGUCACAAUCAUUGUUUACUGCUUACAAAGGAUGGAGUUGUUUACAGUAUGGGUGAUUCAGAAUUUGGUAAACUUGGAAAUGGUUAUGAGCCACAACAAACAAACAAUCAUCCAUUUAUAAGAAAACCCAUCUUGUUGAUGGAUAAUGCUAUAGAUAUUGCAGUCGGAAAAAAUCAUUCUGUCAUUGUCACUAACGAAGGAAACGUUCAUACAUUUGGUUGUGGAAAAUAUGGUCAACUUGGACAUGGCUCUGUUAAGAAUGAGAAUAUGCCGAGAGUUAUUGACGAUUUUAUCACCAGAGAUAUCAAAGUGAUUUCAGCCUCUUGCGGUGACAAUCAUACUCUUUGCUUAACCAGUACAGGCCUUGUUUAUGGAUUUGGAUCUGGCAGCUCUGGCCAACUUGGAAUAUUGAGCUUUCUAGAUAGAAACCAUGAUUUACAAAUCCAUGAAAAAGCUCAAUUAACGUACGUUUGCUCGCCCAGAUUGGUGCAAGUCAUGAGGCCAGUACAACAAGAAACUGAGGAAUAUCGUCGAUUAAGAACAAAGAAAACCUUCGUUGAGAUGGACAAAAUUUGUUGUGGCGCUGAUUACUCUGCAUUCUUAACCAAACAAGGUCAAUUAUGGCUUUGUGGAAACGGAUUGACUGGAGUCAUUUGUAAUGGAACGUUUGUCGCCAACAAUUUCGAGCCCACUGAAAGUCAGUUUCUUGCACCAUCUCCAAGAACAGAAUCCUCCAUUGUCACACAAAUUAACCUUGCAUCAGGCUCUUGCGAUCCCAAUACACUGGACGUGAGUGUUGACAUGACGCUUGAUGUAAAGAUGGUUCAGCCACCCAUUCCUAAAUUUCUACCUUACUGUCAUGAAAAACCACAAUCCACGGUACGAACCACUCCGGUCAGUAGAGCUUCGAGUUCGGCGCAUUGGCAAAAAUACUUCCCCUCACAUCAACAGAAAGCAGAAGGACAAACCAUCAAAUUUAUUGACAUUUCUUGUGGAAAGAGUCACAUCUUUUGUUUGGCAAGAGAUCAAAGAGUUUUUGCAGCAGGGCUCAACUUUAAUGGUCAACUAGGUAUUGGUUCCAGAACGUCUCAGUGUCGACUGGUGGAUGUCACUCCUCAUUUACCUCACCAAUUGAAAGUAGAAGGAAUACAACAGAUUGUUUGUGGACCUGAUUUUACCAUCCUCAUAAGUGCUUUAGGAACUGCAUUUUGUUCUGGAAGAUUCCCUGGUAACACUGAAGACUCACUGAAGUUUGUUCAAGUCACAAGUUUGAGCGAUUUGAAUUGGUCUGUCGAGAAGGUUUUUUCGAAAAGCUAUUCCCAAGUGUUCGCAUUGUGUAAGAAGAGAACUGAGUAG
Molecule: messenger RNA, 1836 nt
Organism: Naegleria lovaniensis
Lineage: Eukaryota; Heterolobosea; Eutetramitea; Acrasida; Naegleriidae
Exons: 2
Coding region: 1-1836 (611 amino acids)
Source: RefSeq, a predicted model, not a curated record